Messenger RNA from Cryptomeria japonica (Japanese cedar), 628 nucleotides. RefSeq names its product glycine-rich protein 5. The record is from RefSeq and is a predicted model, not a curated record. NCBI's taxonomy places the organism in Eukaryota, Viridiplantae, Streptophyta, Pinopsida, Cupressales, Cupressaceae. Bases 68 to 421 code for a protein of 117 amino acids. The transcript has a single exon.
AUAUGGGAAAUCUACAUGAUUUAGAGACAUCAAGAAAGAGUAUAAUUUGAGGCAAGAAAAAAAGAAGAUGGCUUCUAAGCUCAAGCAAUGUGGAAUGCUGGUUACUGCAAUGCUUAUGGUGGGAGUAAUAGUUGGUUGUGAGGGUAGAAGUCUAAAGACGACAGUAUAUGAAACGGAUAAUUUUGGUGGUGGUGGAGGGUUUGGCGGCGGUGGUGGAGCCGGAGGAGGAUUCGGUGGUGGUGCUGGAGGAGGAUUUGGUGGAGGAGCUGGUGGCGGAGCUGGAGGAGGCUUUGGAGAAGGCGCUGGAGGAGGCGCUGGUGGUGGCUUUGGGGGAGGCGCAGGAGGAGGAGGCGGUUUUGGCGGAGGGGCUGGUGGAGGUGGCGGCUUCGGCGGUGGAGCUGGUGGAGGCGGGGGAUUUUAGCUCGUUUAACUUCCUUGUUUUUUAAAUAAUGAGCGUGGUCUUAUUGUAGCUGUGAUAGUAGUUACGAUAAUCUUGUUCUUUAAUUUCUAUGGAUCUCACAUGAUUCAUCUAUUCUGAUCAAUGUUAGCAUGAUUAUAUGUUUUCAAUGAACUGAAAUUGUUCUAUUAUAAUAUAAUGUAUAAUGGAGCCCAAUAACCCUCUUGUUUU